GAGAGGAGGGUGAGCUAGUGAGAGGGUAGAGGGCUCUUGAAGAGGAAAAGCAACGUCAGUCUGGGCAGCUAUGCACCGAGCCAGGACAGUGUGACAGAGGAGAGGGGAGCAGGGAUUUGGGCUGUGCUGCAGAGGGAUGCAGAGAGGAGCUGCCACUGCAGUAGGAGAGAGAGACUGAGACAGAGAGGGGGACUGAAGGACAAGCACCAGCCAGGAGGCUACAGAGAUCCAUUCUUAGACAUCCAACCUCUACCACAUCGUGGCCUGGCUGCUUGCCCAUGGGAGAGACCUGUGAGCAGGCAUGGACUCCAGACCAGAUGGGCAAGAUUCUGCCAGGACCAGGGAUGGGAUCAGAUCAUCUGCUAUCCUCCUGUACAUUUCUCCCUGCCUAACACCCUCAACUGCUGGCUGAGAUACUGGGAUCUGAGGGCCUUCAUGCCCCAGGACAGUCCGGGUAGAUAGAGGAGAGGGAGAGGAGGUGGGUCAGGGGAGACACAGGAUAAGGAGGAGGUGGUAGCUGUAGUUUUUUGAUGAGGGUCUCCUAAAUUAAGUGAGUUGGAAUAAAGAUGUAGUGUGAGUGGGAAGCAGAACAAGGAGUGAGCUGUGCUGCAGAGUGUGGUGGAGUGGAGUGGGGCAGACCGGGAGCUGGGUGGACUGACGGACACACUGCCUGAGCUGCAAGGGUAACUCCAGAGGGGAGACGGAGCCCGGGUUGUACUCUGGGUCAGGAAGAUGCCCUCUCGCUGUAGGACUGUGCUGCAUAUCGUAACCACCACCCUGUUCGCCACAGUGGUGCUGUUUGGGAUCCUGCUGGCCUAUGUGACUGGCUAUCAGUUCAUCCACACAGAGCAGCACCACCUGUCCUUCGGCCUGUACGGAGCCAUCCUGUCCCUGCAUCUUUUCCUCCAGAGCCUGUUUGCCUUCCUGGAGCACAGACACAUGCGCAGCCCCGCCCGGCCCCAGCACCUGCGGCGCUCUGUGGCCCUGUGCAUCGCAGCCUACCAGGAGGACCCAGACUACCUGAGGAAGUGCCUCUGCAGCGUGCGCCGCAUCUCCUUCCCCAGCCUGAAGGUGGUGCUGGUGGUGGACGGGAACAGACCGGAGGACCACUACAUGAUGGACAUCUUCCAGGAGGUGAUGGGUGGAGUGGACCAGGCUGGCAGCGUGGUGUGGAAGGGGAACUACCACAGUGACGGGGGUGGAGGGGUGGGCAGAGGGGGGACUGGAGCAGCGUCCCUGCAUGCGCAGGAGGCUGCACGUGUGGCCAGGCUAGUGAGAGGCUGUCGCUACUCCUGUAUCAUGCAAGAGUGGGGAGGGAAGAGAGAGGUGAUGUACACAGCCUUCAAAGCCCUGGGAGACUCUGUGGACUAUAUCCAGGUGUGUGAUUCAGACACAGUUCUGGAUCCAGCGUGCACCAUAGAGAUGCUGAAGAUUCUAGAAGAGGAUGCAAAGGUGGGCGGAGUAGGUGGAGAUGUUCAGAUCCUGAAUAAGUAUGACUCGUGGAUCUCCUUCCUGAGCAGUGUUCGUUACUGGAUGGCCUUCAACGUGGAGCGGGCCUGCCAGUCCUACUUUGGCUGUGUGCAGUGUAUCAGUGGCCCCCUGGGCAUGUACCGCAACUCCCUGCUGCAGCAGUUCCUAGAGCCCUGGUAUCACCAGACCUUCCUGGGCAGCAAGUGCAGCUUUGGUGACGACCGCCACCUCACCAACCGCGUGCUGAGCUUCGGUUACAAGACCAAGUUCACGGCCCGCUCCAAGUGCCAGACUGAAACGCCAACGCGCUACCUCCGCUGGCUCAACCAGCAGACCCGCUGGAGCAAGUCCUACUUCAGAGAGUGGCUGUACAACGCCCUCUGGUUCCACAAGCACAGCCUUUGGAUGACAUACGAGUCUGUGGUGACGGGUUUCUUCCCCUUCUUCCUUGUUGCCACUGUGAUCCACCUUUUCUACCGCGGGCGCCUGUGGAACAUCCUUCUCUUCCUGUUGACAGUGCAACUGGUUGGCAUGGUGAAGGCCACCUACGCCUGCUUCCUGAGGGGCAGUCUGGUCAUGAUCUUCAUGUCUCUCUACUCCCUCCUCUACAUGUCCAGCCUGCUACCAGCCAAGAUCUUUGCCCUGCUCACUAUCAAUAAGGCUGGCUGGGGCACGUCAGGGCGGAGGAAGAUUGUGGUGAACUUCAUAGGGGCGGUGCCCGUCACAGUGUGGGGGGCUGUGCUGCUGGGUGGGGUUGCCUACACCAUCUACUGUGAGACCCAGGAGCCCUUCAGUGAAACCGAGAAAGCGCUUCUCAUCGCUGGGGUCAUCCUGUACGCCUGCUACUGGCUCAUUCUGCUGGUUCUCUACCUGGCUAUAGUGGCCAAGCGCUGCAACAAGAGAGAGGAUCAGUACCACCUGCCGUACGCAGAGGCAUAAGACAUGGAUCCUUGUUCAGUCCCUUGUGUGCUGCUAGAACAACUGAGCCAGUCUGUGGCCCCACCACUCUGUCUCCAUGGUGCUAAACCUCUGGGACCUAUGGGGCAUGAAUGUGUUGUAGAAUGACAAUGGACGGACAGUUCUCACAUUAACCUGGGAGACUUGGUUAAGUAGGUUACAAACCUUUUCUACAGUACAGAGUCCUCUACCAGUGGCCAUGGUGCUUACCAUGGAUAUAAAGCACAUUAUCACACAGCCCGUUUGGCCAUGGUGGGACAAGGUGUGGCCAGGAUAUACCAGAGAUCAUAAGAGUUAUGACACGGUGUGUGUCAGUAUGAAGCAAUGUUGAUAUGUUACUUGAUGCACUGAGCUGAGGGCCUUCUCUGCCUCAAUCAGGACACACAAUGAUCUACAGUUGUAUUUUUGUAAUACAAAAAUUGAUAGACAAUCUAACAUUUAUACAAACAUAACUUACAAAUACAUUUGGUGCUGAUGAACAGGCCCAGGGUAAACUUUUAGCUCGUAAGCUAAUGGCUUGCAAGACUAUUGACACUCAAUUGAAUUAGUCAGUGAGUUUCAGUGGCCAUUUUGUUCUAUGGGUGCCAAAUUGUAUUCACAUUAUACUGCAGUGUUCAUUACAGGAUGUACUUUUCCAAGUGAGGAUAAUCCCACAUUAAUUCCAUCAUGUAGACUAUGACCAAAGAGCACUUGUUUUUUGACAUGUCGUACCAUUAAUACAACAUAAGUACUAACUCCAUUGCUGUUAUUAGUUGUAAAUCCAUGAGAAAAUAAAAACAUGAUCCCAUUUUAUCAAGGUCAGGUGGUAUUAGUGUAGGUGCUACCAUGUCUAAGUUGACAUGUGUUUUUUGUUGUUGGAGAAUGGAGAUAAUGUCGUGGAAGUUUCCACUUGUGUGCUAUUUAAGUUGUGUUCAUAUUAUUUUAUUAAAUGAGGAUUGCAUAACUUGAAACUUGAAAGUGCAAACAAGACACAUAAAACAAUGUUUGUUUACAGACUUGCUCAGCCUCUAUCUACCAAUGGUGCAGUGGGUCAAUUUGAUGGUACAGUACAUUUCCAGAGGUGAUAUAGAUGUUCAAGUACAAACUUUGUGGGCCACCAGGAAUAUGUUUUCAGUGUUGUCUUGGCUAUGAAUUAGAGUUUGCUGUUGUUGGGGCUCAGAACUGCAACCUCCACACCAGUUUCACAAGGCACAAAAUUGUUUGCAAUUCCUUCAAGUAUUGGUGGCCAUGAAUUGUGACCACAUUAUUUUUGAGUUUUUUUAUACUGAAAUUGGGGUUAAACAGAUAAAGAGCCCCCACAAAAAUGUAGUACUUUGAAGUUAUUUCCCGAGUGCAAUGUCAACAUAAAGUUAACACCAACAUAAAGUGUCUUAAUAGGGCGUUGGGCCACCACGAGCCAGAAAAGCUUCAAUGCACCUUGGCAUAGUUUCUACAAUUGUCUGGAACUCUAUUGGAGGGAUGUGACACCA
This is a messenger RNA of Oncorhynchus mykiss (rainbow trout), 3896 nucleotides long. Its product is annotated as hyaluronan synthase 3. Gene Ontology annotation, molecular function: hyaluronan synthase activity. The record is from RefSeq and is a predicted model, not a curated record. Gene Ontology annotation, biological process: polysaccharide biosynthetic process; hyaluronan biosynthetic process; extracellular matrix assembly. NCBI's taxonomy places the organism in Eukaryota, Metazoa, Chordata, Actinopteri, Salmoniformes, Salmonidae. Gene Ontology annotation, cellular component: plasma membrane.